AUGGAAGCGACGCCGCUGCUUGAUAGGAGCUCCGACAACAAGUUAGAGGUCAUCGGAGAGAACGGGGACUACCUGCCGAUAAAGGGGCUUAGUGCAUGUUGGAGUGUUUUCUGCAUAGAGACAGUGAAGCUAUGGAGAAUAGGCGGCCCGAUAGUGUUUCAAGUUCUUUGCCAGUAUGGAACCUACUCUGUUACCAACAUGUUUGUUGGCCAUCUUGGAGAUAUUGAACUCUCUGCCUUUUCCAUCACUAUCUCCGUUAUCUGCACCUUCUCUUUUGGCCUCCUGUUCGGUAUGGGGAGUGCCCUUGAGACGCUAUGCGGUCAGGCAUUUGGUGCUGGACAAAUUCACAUGCUUGGUAUUUACAUGCAACGCUCGAUAGUAAUCCUAACCAUCACUUGUGUCCUCCUGUUGCCACUAUACUUGUUUGCGACCCCAAUUCUGAAGCUACUUGGACAGGAGGAUGACAUAGCAAAUCUUGCAGGGGUAUAUACGCUUCAGGUUAUCCCUCAAUUGUUUUCCCUUGCCAUCAGUUUCCCGGCUCAGAAGUUUCUUCAAGCCCAGAGUAAAGUUGCCGUGCUUGCCUGGAUAUCAUUUUUGGUAUUGGUUUCACAAGUUUUUCUAUGUUGGCUUUUUAUUCAAGCAUUUGGCUGGGGAGGAACUGGUGCGGCUGCAGCAUUGGACCUUGCGAGUUGGAUUAUGGCCUUAGCACAAUUUGGUUAUGUGGUUGGUUGGUGCAAGGAUGGUUGGAAGGGAUUCUCAUGGUUUGCAUUUAAGGAUUUAUGGGCCUUUGUGAGACUCUCCCUUGAAUCCGCCAUCAUGCUAUGCCUCGAGGUCUGGUAUAUGAUGAGCAUCGUUGUACUCGCUGGACACCUUGGCAAUGCCGUAACUGCAGUUGGUUCCCUUUCUAUUUGCACGAGCAUUAAUGGGUGGGAAUCCAUGGCAUUCAUGGGAGUUAAUGCCGCUAUAAGUGUUCGCGUCUCAAAUGAGCUUGGCUUAAGACGUCCAAGAGCAACCAAAUAUUCUGUCUAUGUCACAGUCUCUCAGUCACUCCUGAUUGGGAUUAUUUGCAUGAUUAUCGUCCUCGCAACAAGAAAUUAUUUAGGUCUUAUUUAUACAAAUAGCGAGAAUUUGAUACGUGCAGUUGCUCACCUUUCGGGCCUUCUUGGAAUUACAAUGCUUCUCAAUAGUGUCCAACCCGUGAUAUCAGGUGUUGCCAUUGGAGGUGGGUGGCAAGCUCUAGUAGCUUACAUCAACUUGGGUUGUUAUUACAUUUUUGGUCUUCCCCUCGGAUAUGUUCUUGGCUAUGUCUGUAAUUUUGGAGUGAUGGGACUCUGGGGUGGCAUGAUAGCCGGAGUAGGAUUGCAGACGCUGCUGCUAUUACUGGUACUUUACAAAACCAACUGGAACACAGAGGUUGAGCAAACAUCAGAGCGCAUGCGAAAGUGGGGAGGGCAAGACGUAAUUGACAAAUCACAUAAUGACCAACUUCCUUCGAAAAAUGGACUACCUUAA
Molecule: messenger RNA, 1512 nt
Organism: Fraxinus pennsylvanica
Lineage: Eukaryota; Viridiplantae; Streptophyta; Magnoliopsida; Lamiales; Oleaceae
Source: the annotation of a GenBank genome assembly